GGUUGAGAUUUUGGUCAGGGCUGGCUGAAGUAGAGAAAGGUGAAAGCGUGUGCAGUGAUGCGAGUACGUGCUCGCCAUGGCGUGUCGUCAAGAACUUGUGUGGGCGGUAGUCAAGCACGCAAAGAACAGGCGUUGGGAACGUUCAGAAGCAGUCAACGCUCUCGCGUUUUGUUCGCUCCCGCGAAUAUGGAGCAGACAUCGGGUCGAGGAUCGAGCUGUAGGUUCUAAAAAGAAGAAGCACGUCAACGGGGAUCAUCGAUCAAGCAAGUCAAUAUCUUGAGCUAGAAGAGAGAAGCAUAGGUAGCCCUAGAGCUCGCAAUAUUACUGCGGAGGGUGGUCUUCGAUCGAUCUUCCACGUUGGAAGCUGUGUGGACAUUGAAGCUGAAGCAACACGGUCCCCCAAUGUCAGAGCCCAUAGCCUCGCCUGCUUCCUUUGAGGUACACGCUGAGGCCCUUCAAGUCGUUGUUCUUGCCUGUUGCACAGCAACGCAGACCACAGCCAGGGAGUACUUGGCC
Coniophora puteana RWD-64-598 SS2 is the source of this 516-nucleotide messenger RNA. RefSeq lists its product as uncharacterized. Lineage: Eukaryota; Fungi; Basidiomycota; Agaricomycetes; Boletales; Coniophoraceae. The transcript is spliced from 2 exons. Bases 77 to 280 code for a protein of 67 amino acids. The record is from RefSeq and is a predicted model, not a curated record.